CAUCUCAGGUCGAGGAAGACAGUGACAACAUCCCAACCCCCAAUCCACAUAUUUUGAAAUUUUCACCCUCACUACUGCAAAACGAGGCUGAUUUUUGGUCCAUUGACCUCGGAAGGGAGACAAGCAUGGAGGGCACAGGAUACAAGGAUGGGACAGCCAUAUUGCAAGCCCUUCUGAAGACAAGCCAACAAGGACAGACCAUAACUUUUCCCGGCAAUGAAGAGCGGUUCAGUAGUGCGAUGUUCAGCUCAGAGGUCAAGGUGGAGGUGGGACCAACAGACCACACAUCAGGGUCGUCGUCAAUCACAACGCGCAAUAUCACCAAUUAUCCAUGGGAUCACCAAUACCUGUCAGGAAGCCUAGUGGCCCUUCACUGCUCGGGAGAGUACCUUGCCUAUGCUAUCAAGGCCCCACAGAAGUCCAGUGGAAUGGUGAGAAUAAUCAACCGAAAAUCAGGGGACCGUGGCCUGGUGAAAAACAUUCGUGGAAUGGUGCGAGACCUUGCCUUUGCACAUCUCAACCAGAGAGUCAUAUUGGCCUUUACAGACCAUUACGGCACUCUCUACGUGUGUGAAGUGUCUGCGUCCAGUACAGAAGGAUCACUUGACACGGAACUCUUGUUGGAGGUGAACAGCACAUCAGAUGAAGCCAGUGACAACCAUCGCAUCAUUUGGUGUCCGUACAUCCCUGAUGAGCAAGGAGGCGAGGAGGAUAUAGAUGACCCUGCGUACCUGUUAGUUCUUACACAUGGCAACAGAGCGGAGAUAUGGAACAUCAAUGUUGUUCUGCGUGAAUAUGGAAAGGGCCAGAUCAUGCGUGACAGAAUAUUAACUGGUUACCAACUCAUGGAGCAGCACUCAGCACCCAUCACAGAUGCUGCGUUUAGCCCUGAUGGUACAGCUUUAGCAACAGCUGCCCGGGAUGGAUUUGUUAAGUUCUUCCAGGUAUACAUGGCAGAUGAAGAGAAAUCGCCAAGAUGCCUUCACCAGUGGAAUCCCCAUGACGGCAAGCCACUCUCCGCGCUCUUCUUCCUUGAUAAUCACAAAAAUCCAACCCCAGAGGUUCAGUUUUGGAAGUAUGCCGUCACAGGUGCCUGCAACAAUUCUGAGCUGCGUGUUUGGUCGUGUGAAUCGUGGCAGUGUCACCAGACACUACGCUUCGUCCCUUCCCCGUCCCUGGGUCCCCUCAAGUUCAAGGCUGCCAUGGACCCCUCUGCUAAUUUCCUCCUCCUCUCAGAUAUCAACCGCCGUGUCAUGUAUGUGAUUGUGGUGUGCCAAGAUGGUAAUGCCAACAGCGGUGGAAGUGUAGGGAAUAGUGGCGGAAUAGGCACCAGCGGAAACUGCAUCGGUGUCAAAAAUGGUGGUGGAAGUGGUGGCAGUGCCCGGCUGGUGUCAGUCUCAGAGCUCCCUGUGCAGUACCCUGCCCUCUCUUUGGCUGUGACAGAUGCAGCAUGGAAACCCUACAAAAGGUGGAAACAUGACCACGCUCAUGAUCAUGCGCACAACAUUCAUGAUGAUGGUGAUGACGACGGAGAUGGAGUUGAUGUUGUUGAAGGUGUUGUGAUGCGUUUCGUCAUCAUCAACACCAAAUCGCUACAGGAAGCAAUAUUGAGAUUCCAGCCAGCCAUUCCCUUGUCUGCGUCCAAAGCUACAACUUCUUUAGACUUGAGUGCCUCGCAGGAUUCUAUUGAGCAGACUCGAGCGCUGACGUCGCAACACCCUGCAUUGCACACUCCUCCUGCCACACAGCCUCCAAUGAACCUGCUCACCCCAGACUCCUUCAGUUCCCCUCGCAAGCCAGAGGACAUGGAGCAUCCUGAUGAGAACAGUGAGGACAGUUCUCUCUCAAGCAAGGUAACACCCAUAUCCAGCAAGUAUGAUGUACCCUACAACACCAACUUUGAGAAUGCCACACUCUCUCUGCUAUUGCGAUGUGGUUCAGGUACACUAAUGCCUGGCAGUGAAGGUGAGGGGGCCAACAACCUCAAUAUCUUGGGGUCAGUUGUCUCCGGAUCAUCCAAGUCUCCCCCAGCCACUUCUCUGCCCCCUCCCCCCUCUGGGACCCCUCCUCCCCUGGAUUUCCAGAAUGCUGAGGAAGCACCACUAGCCACAUCAGAAGUGUCUGUGACUGCGGCUGCUGGCCGUGGGGGGGCCAGUGCCACGUCUUCACCUUCCUUGGAGGUUCAACAAAUCCUUCACUCUCAAAAUGGUAAGAGUUCAGACUAUGCAGAGGAUGAGGACGAGGAAGAUAUCAGAGCGGCAGAUGAGGUUGAAAUGCCUGAUGACGAUGAAGACGAGGAUGAUGAUGAGGAGGAGGAUGAACCAGAAGCCCUGAGGCAGGCUCAUUCCCAUCCCAAGCCUCCACCUCUCCCUGAACCCCAGACGGUGCCCCAGCCUCCUUCGUCGCUGGCUCAGCCCACACCCACUUCCAUAGCAUCUUCUCAUUCCUCAAUGCCCCAGCCCUCGUCCCUGCCCCAGCCCCCAUCGUCCAUGUCACACACCUCAUUGCCGCAGCCUCCCCCUCCUGCCAGCCAACCCAGCUCCUCUAUGCCACAGAUACCCCCUGUGUCUAUACCCCAGCCCCCUCCAUCUAUGUCACACCCACCUCAGACAGUGCCAAAAUUGCCGCUAAAAUCGCCACACCUACCAGAAGCGUCUCCGACACAGUUGAAUCAGUUGACACAUGCACAUGAUACACAGAAAUCUAUGGCCUCUGCACAGCCUGUCGAUGUCUAUCUGUACAAGUAA
Molecule: messenger RNA, 2747 nt
Organism: Penaeus vannamei (Pacific white shrimp)
Lineage: Eukaryota; Metazoa; Arthropoda; Malacostraca; Decapoda; Penaeidae
Source: RefSeq, a predicted model, not a curated record